Molecule: messenger RNA, 648 nt
Organism: Protobothrops mucrosquamatus (brown spotted pit viper)
Lineage: Eukaryota; Metazoa; Chordata; Lepidosauria; Squamata; Viperidae
Product: testican-1-like
Exons: 8
Coding region: 22-648 (208 amino acids)
Molecular function (GO): protein binding
Source: RefSeq, a predicted model, not a curated record
AGCGAAGCAUCUCGGCUGAAGAUGUACAGGAUAUUAGCCGUAGCGCUUUGGUGUUUUCUGCAAGCAGAGGGCAGGCAUCCAGAGAUCACCCUUCGUAGCAGCAACAAUGGCAAUUUUUUGGACAAUGACAAAUGGCUGAGCACCGUUUCCCAAUACGACAAAGAUAAAUACUGGAACAAAUUCAGAGAUGAGGUAGAGGAUGAUUAUUUCAGAAACUGGAAUCCAAACAAGCCUUUUGAUCAAGCCCUUGACCCAUCUAAAGACCCAUGUUUGAAGGUAAAGUGCAGCCCUCACAAAGUGUGUGUCACUCAUGACUACAGGACAGCCACUUGUGUAAGCCGCAAACACCUUCGGCAAAAGAAAGGAAAUCUGCCCCAGAGGCAUUGGGCUGGAUCAUCUAAUUUAGUAAAAUGCAAGCCGUGCCCUCUGACGCAUGCCAGCUCUGUUUGUGGUUCUGAUGGACACACUUACACCACUAAGUGCAAGUUGGAGUUUCAUGCCUGCACAUCUGGCAAAAACAUUGUGGCUCGAUGUGAAGGGCCUUGCCCAUGCCUUCCAGGACAAGAGAGUCCAAAACACCGGACUGAGAAAGCUGAAUUUUGUGUAUUAAAAUAUGAUUCCUACUCCAAUUAUCAGAUUUCUCAGUGA